AUGGCUGAGAUAGAAGAAGGGUCGGAUCACCAGCACCGUCCUGAUGGCGGCUGGGGCUGGAUGGUGGUUCUAGGCUGCUCAGUGAUCAUGGCCCUCACCUGGGGACAGCAGAGGUCCUUUGGAAUCUACAUGAUCAGUAUAACGGAGACUUUGGGGGUUGAUGUGUCUGCCACGGCACCCAUACAAGGUCUGAACACGGCAAUAUGUCUAAUGAUGGCCAUCGGUAUCGGCAUGCUUACUAUAACGGCUUUCGGCGCAACCAACGAAUACUUCUCAAAGAGGGUUGCCUUGGCAACGGGCAUCGUGAGCGCCGGAGCCGGUCUGGGCUUUCUCGUGCUACCACUACUCGGCAAGUGGCUCAUAGACGCGUAUGGCUACCAGGGGGCGAUGCUGAUCAAUGGUGCAAUCGUGCUGAACACUUUACCUUGCAUGGUACUCUAUCGACCUCUGCAUCCACACAAACCGCACAAGGGGAGCGAGAAGGCAAUAGAUCCUGCUAUUUCAGUCACUGCCAGUACCAAUGAACUGCUGAAGUACGGCGAGUUAGAAUCGAGUUACGUAACCGGCAGAGACUCGGUCGCCCAAGAUGGCCGCUCGCUAAACAUUCAGCAGGGAAACUCAGCUGCAGACUGCAGCGAGGUGGGCAGACCUGACGAGGAUCGCAGUAGCGUCACCACGACGCAGGACCCCGGGCUAGAAGGCAACUCCCCAAAAGCUACUCCGGUCACCCACAAGAAGAAGGGUUUCGCGUGGGAGAUCUUCAAGGACGCUCGGCUGUGGGUUCUGUGCGCGGCAGCGGCCCUCGCCGACGCCGCCGUCCUCACGGCGCCCAUCUACCUUCCGCUGCUCUCCCUGGAGGUCGGCGGCGACGACAUCAACGAAGCCAUCGGCGUUUCUCUCAGCAGCAUCAUGGGCACCGUCACGCUUAUCCUACUCAGCGGCGUCUGGGACGUGGGUGUAUUCAGCCGACCACUGGCGCGUCAGAUCGGCUACGUCACGUUGGGCAUCGCAGCCAGCGUGGCAACGAUAGUCACUGGACUUCUUCACAACUACGCUGCUCUCAUGGCCUGGGUAAUCGUCGUCGUGCCGACACUGGGCGGGGCAUCGCUGUCUCCCUUUUAUAUGGUCGUGCGCGACAUUGCGACGCCAGCAAGCUACGCCGACGCCCUCUCAACUGUCUACCUCACUGCAGCACCCUUCACACUGCUCGGCUCACUGGCGUUUGGUAAGCACUCGGUGAGCAAAUCAUCAGACAACAGAAUCAAUCGCGCGAGACAAUCGGCUGGUCUACAGCAGCAGUGGCAGCGCCAGCACCACACCUACGUGGCACUGGGACUGUGUUCAGUGUGUUCCGGAGCACUGGCGCUCGUCAUACCGUUACUGACGAUCUUCUACUACCCGCCCAAGGUCAACGACGUCACUGAGGAGCUUGACUAUAACCCAGCCGAUAAUAUCAUAGCUAUCAG
Molecule: messenger RNA, 1466 nt
Organism: Priapulus caudatus
Lineage: Eukaryota; Metazoa; Priapulida; Priapulimorpha; Priapulimorphida; Priapulidae
Product: monocarboxylate transporter 5-like
Exons: 3
Biological process (GO): transmembrane transport
Molecular function (GO): transmembrane transporter activity
Source: RefSeq, a predicted model, not a curated record